AUGUGGGAAAUAACGCCGAUGGAGUUGCUGUACUGCAGCAUGAUUGCAAGUGUAACGUUCCUGGGAUGCCUUGUUGGGGCCCUGGAAACUCAUUUGCCAUCCUUCCUCACUCAGACAUUCCGCUACGGGAAGCACUCACUAAAGGCUCAUCGGAAUGCUCUUGUGGAUCGCCUAGAAGUGCCGAAAUCCUUCUUCAGGCAUUUCUACAUCUUUGCACUCCUUCUAUCUGGGUUAACGCUGUAUCUCGUCCUGCGCUCCUGCGUCGCUGGGAAACCACCAUCGGAUACUUUGAUCUACCUCCUGGACUUCCUCUGUGGCAAACGACGCAGCGUCAAAGGGACUCCAAUGGCUACUCUUCUAGCUACAGGAUGCAUCUUCCUGCAGUGCAUCCGACGCUUCUGGGAAACUCACUUCGUGCAGGUUUUCUCACGAUCCAGCCGGAUCAAUUUGGCUCACUACCUCGUCGGAUACUUGCACUACUUCGGAGCAAUUGUGGCAAUCCUGGGACACUCACAGGGCUUUGUUAAUCCUUCGGCAAAUGCUUCAUUGACAUGGGAUCAACUCAAUUGGCGCAUCGUGGUGUCCGGAAGUGUUUUCCUCUUCGCUUGGUGGCAACAGUGGUGCGCAAAUAAUGCCCUGGCUCAGCUGAGGAAGGACACCAAAGGGAAUGUCAUCACUGAGAAACACCUGAUGCCUAAAGGAGGUUUUUUUGAAAUGAUCUCAUCGCCUCAUAUGUUCUUCGAGUGUCUCAUGUACGUGGCUCUCGUGCCAGCAUUGUCCGGAAACACAGAUUGGCUCCUCGUAAUGGCCUGGGUGAUCUCCAAUCAGGCACAAGUGGCUCACUUCACUCAUAUCUGGUACAGAGAAUCCUUUCCAAAUUAUCCCAAAUCCAGGAAGGCACUCAUUCCAGGCAUUUUCUAA
Phlebotomus papatasi is the source of this 921-nucleotide messenger RNA. Its product is annotated as polyprenol reductase-like. NCBI's taxonomy places the organism in Eukaryota, Metazoa, Arthropoda, Insecta, Diptera, Psychodidae. Gene Ontology annotation, cellular component: endoplasmic reticulum. The transcript has a single exon. Gene Ontology annotation, molecular function: 3-oxo-5-alpha-steroid 4-dehydrogenase activity. The record is from RefSeq and is a predicted model, not a curated record. The coding region runs from base 1 to 921 and encodes 306 amino acids. Gene Ontology annotation, biological process: dolichol-linked oligosaccharide biosynthetic process; polyprenol catabolic process.